Molecule: messenger RNA, 7938 nt
Organism: Mus caroli (Ryukyu mouse)
Lineage: Eukaryota; Metazoa; Chordata; Mammalia; Rodentia; Muridae
Source: RefSeq, a predicted model, not a curated record
GCUUGCUUUUCCAUUGCUUUGCAGGAGUUCAGAAGUUUGAGCUCCCACUGAAGUAUGGUCUGUGGAGGGGCGGGGCUCUCUGUCUCCAAUGAGGUGCCUUCAGUGUCGGGCAAGCCUAUCAUCUUUCGCAGGAGUGCUUACUCUGUAAUCCAAGGGAUAGCCACGCAGCCUGUUUUAUUGUUUGUGGAGUCCUGCGGCUAGGAGCGCUUCCCAGACGGGAAGGAGGGCAAGUGGGCGGUUUAUGAUUCUUCCCUGGGCCGGGACAACAGAGCCGAACCCUUUGAUUUCUCCUGAGUAACCUGUGUGGGUGAACUUUAAACUAGGAGCCUGCUUGACGCUGGAUCUUUUUCUGCAGGGUGAGGACUUAGCUCCAGAAGCCUGGCUGUCUGCCUUAAGAGGGAAAGAUGCCCUGGAGAGGCGUAGCAUUACCUUUAGGGAUGCUAGCCAUGCAGCCAAGAGUCGGGAUACCUUGGCUCUUCUUCACAAAGUCUUGGCAAGUGUGUCUGAAAUGACUGUACUGUUUAUUUUUCUAAAGCUUGUACUUCUAUUUAUUAUUAUUAUUUUUUAUUUUUGCCUGAGAACCUCCCGCCAGAAAUUGGUGCUACAAUGUGUCUAGAGUAAACCAUAUUUUUUUUAAAAUUAUCUUUAAUCCUUCAUUUUCCUUUUAAUCGGGCACGCAGAAGCACAAAGCCUGCCCGACUUCCAGCGUUAAGAGGGAAGGGGCAGGCCCCUUUCAAGGAUCCGGGCCAAUUCUAAAAAGCCAGCAUUUUGUUUGUUGGGCUGCCCUUUGUCUCUAGAGGGUUUUGAUGUGAAAGAAGAUGAAAAAGGAAGGCUCCUCAGGUUCCUUCGGAAUCAAGGCAAGCCCAGGCUCCCUCUCACGUGCCGUGAGUUGGAUACAUUUCUCCUCCCUGUCCAGGCAGACAAAGAGGCUGUUUCGCAGUGAUGGAGAGCUGUCCGUUUGUGGGCACCAGGUGGAGGCGGAUGAUGAGAACUGGAUAUACAGGACCCAGCCCAGAAAAGCGGUUUCCAACUUGGACGAGGAGAGUCGAUGGACUGUCCACUACACGGCACCAUGGCAUCAGCAGGAGAACGUGUUCCUUCCCGCCACAAGACCACCCUGUGUUGAGGACCUGCACCGCCAAGCCAAGCUCAACCUCAAAUCAGUGCUGAGGGAAUGUGACAAGCUGAGGCGAGAUGGCUGCCGAAGUUCUCAGUACUACUCUCAGGGACCCACGUUUGCCGCCGGCUCCAGCCCGUGCGACGAUUAUCAAGAUGGAGAUACAGAAACAGACCGGAAGUGUUCUCUCUCUUCAUCUGAAGAAGAAAGAUUUAUCGGAAUCAGGAGACCUAAAACACCAACCUCAGGUGACUUCUCCGACCUUCAUACUCAGACAAACUGGACCAAGUCCCUGCCGCUGCCAACACCAGAAGAGAAGACACGGCAGCAAGCCCAGACGGUCCAGGCUGACGUGGUUCCUAUUAACAUAACUGGGGAGAAUUUCGAUCGUCAGGCCAGCCUUCGGCGGUCUCUAAUUUACACAGACACUCUGGUAAGACGACCGAAGAAAGUCAAAAGGAGAAAGACUAUUUCAGGAAUCCCUGACAUCAUUCAGAAGGAGCUAGCAUCAGCCACUGGCCAAGAUGAUGAUGGUAGUGCCCAUUCGCUGUACGUCCCAGACCACUACUCUACGUUAGGAAGGCUUGAUAGUUAUCGGUCCACCGGGCAAUGCUUGGAAACCAGGGAUACCAGCUGUCAGACCGAAGACGUGAAGGUCAUCCCACCAUCAAUGAGAAGGAUCAGGGCUCACAAGGGGGUAGGCAUUGCUGCCCAGAUGAGCCACCUCUCAGGUUCCUCAGGAAACAUGUCUGUGCUGAGUGACUCAGCCGGUGUUGUGUUCCCAUCUCGCCUCAAUAACGAUACUGGUUUCCACAGUCUUCCACGUACCGGCCCGAGAGCAAGCACCUAUUCACUGGAGGGAAGGAUGGGUGCCCUGGGCUCUACUGAAGAUACCGAUGACACUUGUCCCUACCAGGGGGAUAGCUCACAGGGGCAUGAAAACUUUGCGCAUUUAGGAGGUGCCUCGAGUACUGGGAUGCUUUCGAGGCCCAAAUCCCAGCAGUUGAGGUUUUUGGAGAGUCCAGCAUGUGUGGUUUCACCUCAUGCAGCCUACUCUACCAGUGUCAUCCCAAAUGCCACGCUACUGUCCUCUUCAGAGGUUAUUGUCAUUCACACUGCUCAGAGUGCAGGACAGCUGGACAGUAGAACACCCGGUUCAUCUUCAUAUUCAAAGAUAAAACCCAGAGACCGUCCCACACCCAGAUGUUCUGUGAAAGAUGACCAUCAGUCCCCCAGUCAUCACUGGAAUGAGGGUCAUCUCAUUCAUUCACGGGCUUUAGCCUCCUCUGCCCCCGGUGCCACCACACUGUUAUCCCUCCAUGAUUCAGAGGUCUCUCUAAAUGCCUCAGCAAACAGGGAGAAUGGAUCCCAAGCCAUACUCUAUCAUUGUAGAAACAACCCAAGCUUUCCUGACCACCCUUCAGAUGUGGAUGGCAAAAGCGAGUGUAGUUAUUCGGGGGACAGGGGAUGUGGCAGUUCUGAGCCCUGGGAAUAUAAAGCCUCCAGCAAUGGGCAGGCAUCCCCACUGAAGCCACACCUGGCAACUCCUGGUUGCUCUACUCCCACAAGUAACGUGAGCAGCUGCAGUUUGGACCAAACAUCUCUCAAGGGGGAUACCAGGUCCCUGUGUUCAGAGGACCAUGAUGGUUACUAUACUACCACUCACGAGGCUGGGAACCUGUACAGUCUCAGUGAUGGCUUCGGGAACCCCAGGCACAGCAUGGUCAAUGUUUUUGAUGGAAGGGCUCAGAGAAGCCAAGGGGAUCAGGCCGCUCACCAGGAUAAAAUCCUUUCGAGAAACAUCUCUCUGAAGAAAGCAAAGAAACCUCCCCUGCCACCAUCCCGGACCGAUUCUCUGCGAAGGAUUCCCAAAAAGAACAACCAGACAAACGGUCAGGUGCUCAAUGAGAGCCUGAUCGCCUCGCUCCAGCAUUCACUGCAGCUAAGCUUCCCUGGCAAGGGCAGCAGCUCCCCUUCCCAGAGCCCCUGCAGUGACUUUGAGGAACCCUGGCUCCCCAGGUCCAGAAGCCAGAGCAUUGUUAGCGAGGGUAGUAGCUUGACCUCCACCACCACUCCCAAUGUGUAUUCUCUCUGCGGGGUCACUCCGUCCCAGAGCGACACAAGCAGCGUCAAGUCGGAAUACACGGACCCUUGGGGUUACUACAUUGACUACACAAGCUUGCAGGAAGAUCCAGGGAACCCCACCGGGGGCUGCUCAGCCAACACUGAGGCAGCAACUGGAAACGGGCCAGUACGCCACAUCCAGGAGGGGUCGAGAGUCCCAGUGCCCCAAGUGCCGGGCUGCUCAGUUAGACCAAAGAUCACCUCACCAGAGAAGUCACAGAGAGUCACCUCUCCAUCCAGUGGGUAUUCUAGCCAGUCGAAUACACCCACAGCACUCACCCCUGUGCCUGUGUUUUUAAAAUCAAUGUCACCAGCAAAUGGAAAGGGGAAGGCCAAACCCAAGGUACCAGAAAGAAAAUCGUCUCUGAUCUCUUCUGUGUCCAUCUCAUCAUCGUCCACUUCUCUCUCUUCUAAUACUUCUACCGAAGGAAGUGGGACCAUGAAGAAACUGGAUUCAACCCUGGCCUCGGCCCUUGCCCCUCCCCCUCCUCCUCUUCCCCCUCUGCCUUCUCUGGGUCUGGCAGACAAGUCCCCUUUUCUUCCACCUCCUCCUCCUCUAGCAGAUUGCUCCGAGGGCUCUCCUCUGCCACCCUCUCCCAUGUUCCCCCCUCCACCACCAGAAGCCCUUGUUCCCUUCUGCUCCCCCACCGACGGGUGCCUUUUUCCUUCUCCCACAGCAGUUAGCCCCUCUCUUCCAAGAUCCUCGCCUCCUGUGCCAGCACCUCCACCUUUAUUGCCCUCCUCAGGACCCCCGCCCGCUCCGCCUCUGGACCCCAAACUCUUGAAAGAAAACAGGCCCUUUUUCAAAAACUCUAGCCAGUCCGAAUCCUCUAGGGAGGCCCGUAGGCGGCCUGCCAACAAGGAGGAGGGCUGCCGACCCCCCAUGCCCCUGAUCACCACAGAAGCUUUGCAGAUGGUGCAGUUGAGGCCAGUGAGGAAGAACUCAGGUGCCGAGGCAGUCCUGUUUUCUGAACCAUCAGCUCAGGAACAACGAACUCCAACUGCUCCACAGUAUCACUUAAAGCCAUCUGCUUUCCUCAAAUCCCGAAAUAGCAUAAAUGAAAUGGAGAGUGAAAGCCAGGCUGCCUCUGUGACGAGCUCGCUUCCGAUGCCUGCCAAGAGCCAGAGUCAGGGUGACCAUGACAGUGCAGUCGAGCGUGGCGGCCUUCCGAGCUGCAGUGAUGGAGCUCCAGGCCCGGGUCCCAGCCUCAGGACCACUCUGCUCCCAGACUCUUCACCCAGCAGGAAGCCACCCCCCAUCUCCAAGAAGCCCAAACUGUUCCUGGUGGUACCACCUCCGCAGAGAGAUUUCACAGCGGAGCCCACAGAGAACGGGAGCGAAGCUUUCCCAGGCGUGCCCAGCCCUACCAGGGCAGAGGGGGAAGCUGUGCGGAGCCAAGAGGAGAAAUCCAGCCCAGCAUACCGAGCUGGCUCUCAUGCUACGGCUCCUACCCCCGGCAGUCCGGCUCUAGAACCAGGAACUGCAGGGUCCUUAUCCCCUGGCAUUGUGGAAGCCAAUGCCCCCAUGGUCCAACCUAAUACAUCACCGGGCCCCACACAGGAAGAGUCAGGCGAGAGCACUGUGGAUGGUGAGAGAAAUGCGAAGAGCUGCCUGUCUCAACAGGGCAGAGAAGCUGGCUUGCUGGAACCCGACAUAGCUGCCUCCUCUACAGACCCUGCGGACUUCUCUAAGGAAGAGGGAAGCGAUGAGGUGCUGACUCCGACUAAACCCAGGACAACAGAAGACCUGUUUGCAGCCAUUCACAGAUCUAAAAGGAAAGUCCUUGGCCGGAAAGACUCAGAAGACGACCACACUCGAAAUCACUCUCCCUCCCCGCCUGUGACACCCACGAGUGCUGCCCCUAACCUGGCCUCUCCAAAGCAAGUAGGGUCUAUCCAGAGAAGCAUAAAAAAGAGCACUACCAGCAGUGACAACUUCAAAGCUCUGCUGCUAAAGAAGGGGAGUCGCUCGGACACCAGCGCUCGCAUGUCAGCGGCUGAGAUGCUCAAGUCUACGGACCCUCGCUUCCAAAGAUCUAGGUCGGAGCCUUCGGCCGACAUCCCGGACAGCCCAUCCAGCUGCUCCCCCAACAAGAACAGGAGAGCUCAGGAAGAGUGGGCCAAAAACGAAGGUCUGAUGCCUCGGAGUCUGUCCUUUUCGGGCCCUCGGUACAGCCGCAGCAGGACACCACCAUCUGCGGCCAGCAGCAGGUACAGCAUGCGGAACCGCAUCCAGAGCAGCCCCAUGACUGUCAUCUCCGAGGGAGAGGGAGAACCUGCUGAGCCAGCGGACAACAAAGCACGCAGGGCCCUGGAUGCUACCAAGGUGUGCUCUCUGGACAGACUGACGGGGCAGGAGAUGGACCGGGACAGCCUGCUCUGUAGCGAGGAGCCUGCCUCUGUGGAUGGGAUAGGAAGGGCUGAGGGCAACGGUCCCUCGGAGCAGUGUGGGGGUACCGAACAGAAGAGUUAGUAUCAGAGCCUGCCUCUCAUGAGUGAGGCAGGAAGGUGAGCUGUGCAUCACUCUAGGAAGUCUCUGUGGCCUUUUCCUGGCUUGUGGGGACCCCACUCAGCAUUGGUGUUGGGGAGGUCUCGGCCUUUCGGGUCUCUUAGGACUCGCUCGCCGUGUGGCUUAAAAGCAAGUAGAAGCAUCAACUUCUGAAAGUGCUUCCUGGGGAAGAUGGUUUGGUUUUGUUGUUUCGUUUUGUUUUUCCCAAAAUGCUGGGUGUGUGUAUAUGUGUGAAUUUUGAAGACUUCAUUCUAACAAAUACACACACUAACGUUACGUAUAGAAAUAGGAGAAAAGGUCAGAGUUCAAGUAGGGUAACGAGAGUCCACUAGACCAGGGUGAAAAGUGGUUUCAACGCAUUACGGGUGUGGGAAUGUGUAAGUUCACGAAGAGACUGGAAGCCGUUACUUCUAACAGUCAGUGGGCUGGUUCUAAGUAUAGAACAUGUCUGUGUGUGCACUUACUCAAGACACACGGGAAACCAGGAAGGGGCUGGGAAGUGGCUAAGCAACUCAUUGGUUCAGGUACUUUAGGGGGCAGGGGAGGCCUUGCUGCAGCUGCCUCCUUCUCCUCCCUCCUCCCUCCUGCUCCUCCCUCUUCCUCCUCCUGCUCCUCCCUCCUCCUUCUCCGCUUGUAAAAAUUACACGAAUGGAAGUGGCAAGGCUGUGUCCUGUGCCUACUGCAUACAUUUCUAGCCUUGAUAUCAGAAGCAUGGGUGGGUUUUUAGUUUUUUUUUUUUUUUUUUUUAAUGAAUUCCUUCCUGGAGUUGUUAUAGAAGAAUGAAGAAGGAAGGAAGAGAGGCAUCGUGAGAGAUGGGUAGGGGAGUGAUUAAUACUGCUGGAUUUGUUUCCUGCUUAUUAAAUAAAAUAUUUUCACAAUGAACUCAGAAAACACGCACUGUAGAAUUAUGGGUGAAGCUUUUCUUUUAAAGAGUCGGUUUGUUUUACAAUCAGAGUUUUAACUUCCAUGUGACAGUUUGUCACUUGAAAUGUGACACCUGGCAUUUUCUAACUUUUGGCUAUACCAAAGAAAAAUAAUAUGUCUAUUUUUCACCCCUGAACUGCUUACAGCAUCUUGUUUUAAUUUAGAAGGGCUUACCAAAAUCUAUUAUAUAUUCUCUCCCUUUGAAGAAAAUGGUGACUCUAGUUAGUGACUGAAAUUGAUGAAAAUCGGUAGGGCGUGGCUAUGAACUAGCCCUGGGAAAUGAGUUUUUAGAUUAAAAAGAUAUUUUUCUUUUGCACAGCCUGGUUUGUAUGAUUUUAUAUUUGUUUAUGAGUUGAGUUGCUGAGUCCCUUCGAGGCUCCUCCCAUCAGAAUUGCAAAUGUGCUUUAGAACCGGGAUUAAAGUGUACAACCGUAUUUAUUUUAAUAUCACCUCCUUGGGCUCCUUGCCCACUGCCAGGUUCUGUGUAUCCAGCCGAAGCACACGCUACCUUAGUCUCACAGUGGCUACACUGACCUUCUAAAGCUGCUGGCAGUGGCCACUGACAAUGUGUGACAGUGUCUGGAAGUCAAACCACACAAGCCAAAGCAUCCCAAGGCUUCUUCCACAGAACCUUUGAUAGCCAUUUCAGAUACAUCUCUGAGGAGAGAAUCUAGCAAACAAAGCACGCCUCACGGCCACAAAUGAUGACCUGACAUGUGGCCUCAGAGAUCUUUUUUUUUUUUUUUAAUCCGCUGUGUCACUUUUCAACUGCGUGGGCACACAGAUCAUCUCCUGUAAAUCUUAGGCCAUGUUGACAUUUGAAUACCUAAAAGAGAUUAGAAUGUAUGUGGAUAUCAGAAAUCUUGAACUUAAUAUAUCACUAUUUGUUUGAUAAGCAGCAUUAGAACUAAUUAUAAAAUGAUUUAAAAUCCCUCAUUUAAAAGGUAUUUAUUAGGUUUUAAGUUUGUUUUCAAUAAAACAAUUGUAAAGCCAGUAUUUGAAACGUCUUUGUAUGUGCAUUUAAUUCUUUCACGCUUUCCUAGAAGUACAUAUUGUAUAUUGAACAUAUCCUUUCUCACACCCCUCUUUCCUCGUCUCUCCACCUCCCAUUAGUUGCCUCGAUCCCUUAGACAGUUUAAUUUCUGCUUUUCAUGUACACACAGAUUUAAAUAACCUGACGUUUCUACUACUACAGAAUUAUUGAGUAUAUUCCUGGAUAUCCAGUAACCAGCAGUAAAAACCCAGGGGAUGUCUGGGGGGUGGG